UCACACUUUUACAGAAGUUAGAUGAGAUAUCUGAGUGUGUUAAAAUCCUGAUGAAUACGGGUCUGGACGUGGUGGUGGACUGGGAUGGGACAAUGGAGGACUCGUGCAAUUACUCUGAUGAAAAAAAAUAAUGAUCAAAAUGAAUACUUUUUUUUUUUAAUUUACCAGAUCCCGGACCGAUGGUCCGAAUGAGACAUGCGCCUGUUUCAUCUUAGGCCAUCCUUUUCAAGUUCCAUCUUCGAGCUUCUAAAUAGGGUCUUUUAAACCGCACGAUAAUGCAGAAAGACUACCAAAGGAAUUCGAAACUUCAUCACAGCCUCGGAGAACCACAGUACUAUAUACGCCAGCUUACCGAUGGCUCGGAAAACAUAAUGUCACAGCACCCUUUGUCCGGACCUCCAGUUGUAUUACUGCCUCAACGUUACGCCUCGUCGACAUCCUCGCUUCAUCAUGUUCCCAGGGGACGUUCGUUGCAUGGGAAGUCGGUCCCUAUGCACCACCGGACGGCUUCGACCCCAAAUCUUUCUACCUCCCCGUAUUGUGAGUCUCAGCAUAAGACGUCAAGAGAAGACGAUCUUGCCACGUCAUUUGGAAUGCUAGAGAUUUCGCGGAGGAGAAAGUCUGAAUACUCCUUUUCGUCUCAGUCGGCUGGUAAAGCUCUCAGUCAUGGUCAUCGUUCUUCACCGACACCGCCCAUCACAUUCUGCGAUUUUGGUUUUAAUCCGCCCGUCUGUGGUUUCAUUCAUGUCCGGGAGACCCCAAGGCAAUUGGGUAAGCCCAAUUGGGACUGUGAGCUCAAGGAGAAAUUUCCUAUGAUUCUGCAGAUAACCCAGAAUAUAAUGGCACUUAUACUGAAUACAGUGUAACCGCGGAUGUGUAGAAAUUCUAGUUCCAUGUUCGUCUCUAGCUAUCGAGGCUUCAUGGCCUAAGUACUACGGGAAUUCCUUGACAUCUGUUCAUUUUUUUGCUAUCUCAAAGUAUCAUUAAAGUCCUUUGCAUAGGCACUCACUGGACAGGAUGUAGACAGG
Molecule: messenger RNA, 1028 nt
Organism: Guyanagaster necrorhizus
Lineage: Eukaryota; Fungi; Basidiomycota; Agaricomycetes; Agaricales; Physalacriaceae
Exons: 4
Coding region: 276-866 (196 amino acids)
Source: RefSeq, a predicted model, not a curated record